Messenger RNA from Melopsittacus undulatus (budgerigar), 4758 nucleotides. RefSeq names its product transmembrane protein 26 (gene TMEM26). The transcript has 6 exons. The coding region runs from base 114 to 1211 and encodes 365 amino acids. NCBI's taxonomy places the organism in Eukaryota, Metazoa, Chordata, Aves, Psittaciformes, Psittaculidae. The record is from RefSeq and is a predicted model, not a curated record.
UGUGUGCCUGUGGUGCGCACGCUUCCCAGUGAUUCCCAGAGUAACUUCCCGGGGCUCCCUAAAAAGCGCAGGGCCCCUGCGGUGAGGGAAGAAGGGGAGGGGGCUGCUCCAGGAUGGAGCUGAUGGUACUGCUCAAUGCUCUGGUUACUCGCUUGCUCUUUAUAUUACACUCUGUCAUCGGGGUCUGGAGAGUGACUGCGGUGAAGAAAGAACCCAAGUACUGGCUUCUGGCACUGCUCAAUCUUCUUCUGUGCCUGGAGACAGGGCUUACCCUCAAGUUUAAGCAAGGCAGAGGCUACAAAUGGUUUUCACCAGCAAUAUUUUUAUAUCUGAUUUGCACAGUACCAUCACUAUGGCUACUCGAAAUCCAUCACGGAACUCAGUACUGCAGUAAUGAGCCUGGAGCAGUUCAGGUGAAUAUCAGCAACCAAGACUUCAAUCAAUCCAGAGACAGCAGUCACGGAAGUGAGGGAACAGAUCACCACAUCAUUCAAACGGCUAAAGUCUUUGUGAAUCAGCUCUCCACAAUCUGUGAGACUGUUUGGACACUGGCCCUACACCAGACUUUUUUACUGCUACUAGUAGUUGGGAGAUGGCUUCUCCCUAUUGGAGUUGAAAUCACCCGGGAUCAAUUGUCUCAGCUGCUUCUCAUGUUUGUGGGAACAGCAGCAGAUAUACUUGAAUUUGCUAGUGAAACUUUGGACAUUGAAGACGUUAGGAAGAAUUAUGCUCUCAUAAAUGCAAUUCUUGCUGUAUGGACGUGGAGUAUGUUACAGUUUCCACUUGAUCUUGCAGUACAGCAUUUUGGCUGCAAACCAACUGCAUCAACUCGGCGGAUGCCCAGCCUGCUGCUGUGCAGGUACAGUGCAGAACUGUGGAACAUUGGGGUCAGCCUUUUCAUACAGGAUGGUCCCUUCUUCAUUGUACGUUCAAUCCUGAUGGGCCACUUCAGAAUAUUCAAUCAGAUGCUGGUGUUUUUUACAGCUAAGAAUAUCUUAGUUGUGACUCUACAAUUGUAUCGUUUGGCAGUGAUAACAUUAGACUUCCGUGCUACCAUUCUGCAGAAGAGCAGGAAAGGAGAAGUCAGCUGUUGCCCAUGCGAGCCUUAUAAAACUAGUACUCAUGCUACUGUUGAUCAAGAUACCGAAAUGAAAGAGCUUGUUGCUUUUCCUCCAAAAGAGGAAACCCAAGAUCCAUCAGAAGAUAAGUAGCACAGUUAUUGACUUGAAAGAGGUUGCAUUUCCCACAGCUUCUUCAGAAGGGCUUAGCCUAUUUCUGUGAACAAAUAUGCCUUCAGUCCGUAGGUCAUCUCUUCCACUAAGAGAUCAAUAAUUUCUUCUAAAUUGUAGGGGAAAAUUCUGAAGCAAACUCAUAGAAAUGGGCCUUUUUUUUCUUCUUUUUUUUUUAAUCCAUUUGCAUGGUGGGUUUUGACUAGUUCCCUAAUAUGUUAUCCAGAGGUAUUUUGUAGCCAUAGUUUGUACUAGCAAGAAAGGUCUGACACACUAACAAAGUCUGUUAUUUUUGGUGGCACUGUGCUAACAUAUGUACUUGCAUGUAUUUGUGUAGAGGGACAAGUCUAACCAUUAUGGGAAGUACAGAAUCACUUAGCUCUACUUGAAUGGUCUGGCUAUAACUAGAGUGUGAUGAACAAUAUGUUCACCACGUAUGGGAGCAUCUUCAGGAGCGACAGCUGGGCAGACAUGCAAGUGAAGGGAGAUGAUAGAUUUCUACUGCUACUGUGACAUCUAAACAUUGCUCAUUCAAGAAAUUUAAGCAAAUCUUUGUCAAAUGUUACCUCAUCCUUGCCUGGAUUCAAUUAAGAACUAUGCAGCACCAUUACACUGCAUACACAGGACUCUUAGGACCUGCAUGGUCUGAGUAACCCAAACCUCGCAACUACAGAACACACAAAAAAGCAGCCCUACAGAUCAUUAGAAGACUACAGCAUUUGUCUCAGGCAUUUUCUAAAGAGGUACUUGCUUUCUGUUCUCAUCAAUUAGAACACCACAACUCCCCCCCCCCAAAAAAGAAGAUCAACACCCAAAAUGUUUGUAAAGACUUUUAUACUUUUUCCCCAGUUCACUGUGGCUGCAGUUGAAACAAGUUUUUAAAAUGUCUCAAUUUCACAUGAUUUUUAAACGUAGCCUGACUCAAGCAUACAAUUUAACUAGACAGAAUACGGCAGUGCUUAAGUUUGAAAGGACAAGCUAGACAAAAGGAUUCAGGCUUGUGCUUCACAUUCCUUAAAGCACCACAGGGUCCCACAAUAAAACUUGAGAAACUGUCUGGUCUGUUGAAUGUCAAGAUCCAUGUUUAAGAAAUGGCUGAUAAUUACUGAUUUACUACUUUCACAUUUGCAGUGAACAACAUAGGACCAAAUUAAUUUCUCCCAAGGACACACUCUAAAGCAGCAUAAGACCAUUAACUUUGUGGAGCUUAUCUUAUAGAAGCUAAAAGUAACAUAAGUGAUUUUUGAAAAAUUGCCUAAAAAUACAGAUUUCUGCAUCCAUUUUAAGAGCAAUAAAAACAUGACAAACAUGAAGUGACCUAAUUGAGAUAACUUCCCUUAUUAAAAAAUCACAAUUAAACCUUAGUUUCUAAAGCCUCAGCUAUCUAAAAAGAGAAUCUACUUUCAGGAAUUAAUAAAAGGGUUUCUGCCACCACUGCAGCAGUCAUAUGCUUAUUUAUCCAUAGCCUGAUAAGCAAUCAUAUGUUUAUUCUUUAAAAAAAUUAACAUUAUUCUAUCUAUUAACAAAAUUCUAUCCCCCAAACACACGAACUGUGUUUAUACUUGUGAGCUGUUACUUUUCUAUGCAGGAUCUGGCACUUUCAUUACAGAAGAAAAUGCGCAGACUAAAUGAAGGAAGUCUUAUAUACAUCACAGAAUCACAGAAUCCCAAGGGUUGGAAGGGACCUCAAAAGAUCAUCUAGUUCAACCCCGCCACAAGAGCAGGGUAACCUAGAGUACAUCACACAGGAACUUGUCCAGGCGGGCCUUGAAUAUCUCCAAUGUAGGAGACUCCACAACCCUCCUGGGCAUCCUGUUCCACUGCUCAUAGCCCUUUCUACCAUUUAGAAUUUAGUUAUAAUGUGCAACACCUCCUGCUUUCCUUAUUUUGGGCCUUUUCCCAGCAGAAAUUUACUAGAAGAAUUUCAGGUCCUUUCCAACCCUCACCAUUCUAUGAUUCUGUGAUCAUUUGCCAUGGCAUUGUGAGGUAAACAUACGGAAAGUGGAAUGCGACUUUAUUUGGGAUUUUAAUUGAAGUAUAGAGGUAAAAAAGCUAGAGUGUUGCUGCUGCUGAGUUGUGCUGUCUAAAACCUUUCACAUUAGGGUGAAUUUAGAAUCAGUUAACAGAAUUGCAACACAUUUUCUCCUUGUUGAUGCAAGGCAGGACUACUUGCAUUCAUUUUGAGUUUACCACUUGCUGAUAUAGUAAUUAUCCUGUUAAAAGGAUCCUUUCUAAUUAAUUUGGAGUGUACUGAGCUUGCUAGAACAUCAUUUUAAAUUCAUCAGCACAAAAAUUGCAGGAUGUACUUUUUUAAACAACUGCCUACCAGAUUCAGCCUGCAGCAAAUGCAGGAUCCCCUGGGAUCAGCAAUAGAGACGCUACAGCAGGAAUAUUUUACAGAGAACUAUAUUUCCUGGUCUUCAGGCUGUUCCAUUUUAAACAGCACUAAAGCUUCUAAUCAGAUUUAUGUGAGAAGAACUCAGUUCAGUGCUAGGUUGUUACCACUAUAUCCCAUUCCUAUUCACUCACAGACAAAAUAAGCAGUGAUUUGUAUUUGGACUAGACUUGGACUUCCCUUUUCCUCCCCACUAUCAGGGGUGAUAAACAGAUAUUUAAAACCAAAAGAAAACAGUCAAACAAAACACUUGAAUGGUGGGUAGUCUACCUCCCCACCUGUGUACAGAGGGAAUCACACAUGCCAGGUAGCAGGAGGAAUGACAUAUAGUUCCCUCUACUUAAUUGAGAAGCCUGCAAACAGCAACUAAAGAAGUCUGGUGGGUUGUAUGUUUGGUCACAGUGGCAAACCCCUGUUGCAAGCCCACUUCACCUUCCUCUUGCAAUUUUUUUUGAGAGGGAGGACUACAACACUGCUGUUUCCCAGCAGGCUGAGUCAGCUGAAUAAGCAGCUGGGUGUGAGGAGCCAUUCUCUCCUCCUGCAGCCUUCCAGAGCUUUGCACUAGGCAAGAGGCAGAGUAGAUCUUGAAGAUUCGCCAGCACCUGUGGUGUACCUAAAGAACAACUGAUGUCGCACUUGCUGCUCAGGAAAAGCUGCAGUAAGCUUUUAGACAGAGAAAAUUCAAGCCUUCAAAAUAGAAGGAUUUCAGAACAUUACUUAACCAUUAUUUACUUGAGUCAGGAGAAUUACAUUACUAAAUCUGUUCUGCAAGUACAUAUCUAGCCAUUUACUGCUGCUUAUUCUAGUUUUUCCUGCCUUGUCCCUUUAGAUUAUUCCAUAUUAAGCCUCAUUAAAUAUUUUACUACUUGUCUUUUCCUGCGCUAAAAUGCAUUUCUCCUUUUCUUUGGACGUCGGCUCAAAUAAGAUCAUAGCCCUGAGCCUGAAAAAAAACCAGAACAACCCAAAACAAACCAGCAACCCCCAUUAUUUUAUUGCAUUCCUCUUGGUAUUUGUACUGUAUUAUAUUCUCUGGGACCAUGUGGAAACGGAAGAAAACAUGCAAUUACUUUUGAAAAAUUCCAACUGUAUUUCGCAAAUAAAAGGCAGUUACCUCAGGCAUAGCUGCCAAUUUAU